UUUAAAUCUUCAUCUUUAUGUCUUUCUAAGGGAGGGGAACACCAGUGUUGCUAUGUGCUUGUCUUACUGUAAAAGGAGGUUUCAGCUGGGUACUGAUGGGUGUGAGCAGCAGAGAGUGCAGAGGAUUACCAUUGCCAUUUGAACCUGCCCAGGUGUAGUGCAUCUUCUCUGUAACUCAGGACUGUGAGAGAGCAGAUGGGAAGUACUCUUCUUUAGCUUCCCCUGUGAGCUUUGCAUCUGGUCCUGCUUUUUCAACUGUGCCGUGGUUCCUAGGAGGGUGAAAGGUCUUUGGCCAUGAACCCCAUCCAGAGACCUGAGAUGUACAUCAUCGGCGCUCAGCCGGUGUGCAGCCAGCUGCCGGGGCUCUCCCCUGGGCAGCGCAAGCUCUGCCAGCUCUACCAGGAGCACAUGGUGUUCAUCGGGGAAGGGGCCCGCAGCGCCAUCAAGGAGUGCCAGUACCAGUUUCGGCAGCGGCGGUGGAACUGCAGCACGGUGGACAACACCUCCGUCUUUGGGAGGGUCAUGAAAAUAGGGAGCAGAGAGACCGCCUUCACCUACGCUGUCAGCGCCGCCGGGGUGGUGAACGCCAUCAGCCGGGCCUGCCGUGAGGGAGAGCUCUCCAGCUGUGGCUGCAGCCGCACGGCCCGGCCCAAGGACUUGCCCCGAGACUGGCUGUGGGGCGGCUGCGGCGAUAACGUGGAGUACGGAUAUCGUUUCGCCAAGGAAUUCGUGGAUGCCAAGGAGAGGGAGAAGAACUACGUGAGAGGUUCAGAGGAGCAGGCCCGCAUGCUGAUGAACUUGCAGAACAACGAGGCCGGUCGCAGGGCCGUGUACAAGCUGGCAGACGUGGCCUGCAAGUGCCACGGUGUGUCGGGCUCCUGCAGCCUCAAGACCUGCUGGCUGCAGCUGGCUGACUUCCGCAAGGUGGGCGACCUGCUGAAGGAGAAGUACGACAGCGCCGCUGCCAUGAGGAUCAGCCGCAAGGGGAAGCUGGAGCUGGUGAACAACCGGUUCAACGUGCCGACACAAGAGGACCUGGUCUACGUUGACCCCAGCCCGGACUAUUGCCUGCGCAACGAGACCACCGGCUCUCUGGGCACCCAGGGCCGGCUGUGCAACAAGACCUCAGAGGGCAUGGAUGGGUGUGAGCUGAUGUGCUGCGGACGGGGCUAUGACCAGUUCAAGAGCGUCCAGGUGGAGCGUUGCCACUGCAAGUUCCAUUGGUGCUGUUAUGUCAAGUGUAAAAAGUGCACAGAGAUCGUUGACCAGUAUGUCUGUAAAUGAAAGGAGCCACCAAAGCAACAAAUCUAUAUUAUAUAAAUCUAUAUAAAUAUAUUUUAUAUUUGUAUAAAUAAACAGAUGAUGAUAAUAAUUAAAGAAGCUUAUUUAAGAGACAUUUUGGUUUUGAAAUCUCCCCCAUCAGGCCAGCUGGUUUGACAUUCCGCCAGUUCUGCUGGGGAGUUUGUCUUUGGGUGCAUCUCCCCUAGGACUGUUUCAAUCAGGGUGAAGAGGCUGAGGAGGUGCUGGCAAAGCACACAAGCACACACUAUUUCGUUACAGAAAGAAAGCCAGGAAGAAGAAGAAGAGUGGGUUCUUCCUGCUCUCUCAUCAGUAAAUCUCAGCAUUUUGCAUAGUUACUGCACAUCGGAAAUUACAGCCAAACGUGGGUGAGUCCUAGUUAUUUGAGUUUCAAACCCUGCACUGGGGAAUUUGUAACCAAUUCUUGGUCUGUCUAAAGGGCUUUGUCACACUAGAAGGAAGGUUAGCCAAGGCUCCCUUACCCCAGUAUGGCUUAAAAUCCGCAGUCCUGUAAACCAUUCCUGGAUGCUCCCCAGACCACAACGGGGUGGAGGAAGGUUUACCACCAUCUGUUGUGAAGAAGGAAGGUGCAGCCUGUGGCUAACCAGCGCACAGCCUGGGAGUCCCCAUGGAGACAGCACCUCUUCUGUACCACCUGGGCCAAGGGAAAUCUGUCCAGCUCAGUCUACAUGGCUCUGUGUGUGAGGGAAAUUUUUUUUCUUUUCCUUUCAAUCUUGUGCUGAAACUGAAUUUGUCAAUACAGAAGAAAAGCUGCCGCUGCCCGGGGAUAUUUGCAAAGUAUAUUUUGUCAGUAGAAAGAAGCAUUGUGCACAAACACGUGCACAUGACUGCAUAAGCACUCCUCGUACCACUGCCGGUUUUUCCUCUUUGAAGUGGAUGCAGGUGGUCACCUUGUUCACCUCUAUUAAAUCCUCCUCACCACCA
Manacus vitellinus (golden-collared manakin) is the source of this 2244-nucleotide messenger RNA. It is a transcript of the gene WNT5B, whose product is annotated as Wnt family member 5B. Gene Ontology annotation, molecular function: frizzled binding; cytokine activity. Lineage: Eukaryota; Metazoa; Chordata; Aves; Passeriformes; Pipridae. The record is from RefSeq and is a predicted model, not a curated record. The transcript is spliced from 5 exons. The coding region runs from base 295 to 1284 and encodes 329 amino acids. Gene Ontology annotation, biological process: neuron differentiation; cell fate commitment; multicellular organism development. Gene Ontology annotation, cellular component: extracellular region.